AAUCGUGUGAUAUCACCAAACCUUACCAUCGUUUGCCAGAAAAGAUAAGAUUUUUCGCUUGAACCUCCGAUUCUCCCAUAAGGAAUUAAAGACCACUGAUCUUCAUUCAAAUUCGUUGCAAAUCUUUUGUUGCUAUAUACAAACCGUUCAUUCGAUGUUACCAAGUUUUAAAUAGUUUUCUACCAGAACUACAGAACAUUUUCGCUAUGAGUUUCCCGGCGGCUUCCCGCGGUAUUACUGUUCCUUUAUUACAGUGCAAUUCUUGCUUCCAUUCCCGCUUCCAGCCUCUGCUAUCUUUAUCGGCAGUUUCUCGUCGGAAAUCCAUCAAUUUUCCUACGAAACGCUUGCUCAGGAUUGAGUUCAAUUUGAAGCGAGGUGUAAUUUUCAGACUCAGAGCAACAGAAACAGGACCUGAUAGAAAUGAAGACGAGGAAAAGAAGCUGAAUGAAGAAGAAAACUGCUCGGGCUCAAUUGACUCAGCUUCAUCAGAUAACUCUCAGUCAAGCUCUUCGCCUGAUCAAGAUAAUGGAAUAAAGUUUGAGCUGCCUGAAUCUAAUGACAAAGUUAACAGCAAUAUUGUAGAUAUGAAUUCCCAAUUGGAAAAUGAGGAUUCCACUGAGAAUCAAGUUGCAAGCGGAUCUCCUCUGCCAGGUCUAAUGCCGCAGCCACUUGACAAAGCUGUAAGGAUUCCAAAGGAAACUGUCGAUAUUUUGAGAGAACAAGUGUUUGGUUUUGACACUUUUUUUGUGACAAGUCAGGAACCAUAUGAGGGUGGAGUUUUAUUUAAUGGGAAUCUUCGUGGGCAGGCUGCUAAAAGUUACGAAAAAAUAUCAACAAGAAUGAAGGACAGAUUUGGAGAUGCGUAUAAAGUAUUUCUUCUAAUAAAUCCAAAGGAUGAUAAACCCAUAGCAGUUGUAAUCCCAAGAAUAACCUUGCAACCUGAUACAACGGCAGCUGUCCCAGAAUGGUUUUCCGCAGGUGCUUUUGGAAUUGUGACAAUUUUUACCCUUCUUCUUCGUAAUGUGCCUGCAUUGCAAUCUAAUUUGUUGUCCGUUUUUGACAACUACGACUUGUUGGUGAAUGGCCUUCCUGGAGCACUAGUAACUGCACUCAUCCUUGGUGUCCAUGAAAUUUCCCACAAACUAGUUGCACAAAAAUCUGGAGUUAAGCUAGGCAUACCGUAUUUUGUUCCUAGCUGGCAGAUAGGUUCAUAUGGUGCAAUAACAAGGAUAUUAAACAUAGUGCCUAAACGGGAAGAUCUUUUGAAGGUUGCAGUGGCUGGACCUUUGGCUGGGUUCUCAAUAGGAUUUAUUCUUUUGCUUUUGGGAUUCAUCUUACCACCUACUGAUGGCAUAGGUGUGGUUGUCGAGCCCACUGUGUUGCGCGAAUCAUUUAUAGUCGGGGGUAUAGCUAAGCUGCUUCUCGGAGAUGCAUUGAGGGAAGGCGUCCCCAUAUCCUUAAACCCGCUGGUGCUAUGGUCUUGGGCUGGCCUUCUCAUCAAUGCCAUUAAUAGUAUCCCAGCAGGAGAGCUAGACGGUGGAAGAAUCUCUUUCUCCAUAUGGGGGAGAAAGGCUUCCACACGCCUCAGUUCUAUCUCCAUUGGACUUCUUGGGAUAUCAGCAUUAUUCAGUGACGUGGCAUUUUACUGGGCAGUUCUAAUAUUCAUAUUACAGAGAGGACCGGUUGCUCCACUGUCUGAAGAAAUUUCAGAUCCGGACAACAAAUAUGUAGCUCUUGGUAUCGCAGUCAUGCUAAUGGGUCUUCUUGUAUGCUUGCCAUAUCCUUUCCCUCUCAACAAUAGUGAUGCUACUUUUAUGAGCUCCUUAGACAUGCUGUAAUAUAAUAAAAAUAAUAAUUGUAAUAAUACUGAUAGUAAGAGCAACAACAACAAUCUGCUGGGAACAGACAAAGCAGCACCCAUUUUGUCCAAGAAUUAGUUAUGCUUGCGAAUGCAUUGAAAGUUUAUAAUUAUUUUUUGUAUAUUUGUGAUUUUGUUUCACUUGACA
Messenger RNA from Cuscuta epithymum, 2006 nucleotides. NCBI's taxonomy places the organism in Eukaryota, Viridiplantae, Streptophyta, Magnoliopsida, Solanales, Convolvulaceae. The record is from the annotation of a GenBank genome assembly.